AUGCGCGGGACCCGGACCGCGGGAAGUCCGCAAAAUGACUCAGACGGUCAUGCAGCGAGAAAAAGGACGAGUGCGUCUGUAGACGCGGAGGCACAAGGGAAUUGCCUGAAGGAGCGAGGGCGGGUAACACAUGACGGCGGCGACCUGGAGGCCGCCGGGGGGCGUACCGAGGUUGAGAAUGACGCGCAGGGUGUGCCUGGCUAUUCCGUGGAGGCGACUCGAGGCGCGAACGCAGAGCCAGAAGCCGCGAACGCGCCCGCGACGGCAACGGGGGCCUACGCGGUUCCCCAGGUCCCGGGUCGCAAGGGAGGCAGGGAAGGCGAAGAAUGCACAGCUGCGAGGGCGAGCGCGGUCGACGGACGCGUCUUGGUGGAGCCGAGAGCCUCCUGCUGGCGGCAACAAGAGAGACUGCUGAGUCCGGACGAGAAGACGCGCCGAGCCCAGGAACAGCUUCAAAAUUCGCUAGGCGUGCCCGUGUGCAACUUGGGCUUGUACUGCCUGCGCUUCGCGUACCGCUGGAACCGCGCCGACCUCUUUGACUUUCCUUCGCUCGCGCACAUCAGUGAAAAGGAGACGCGACGCGCGCGCGCGGGCGGCGCGCGUUCGCGAGUCGCGCGCGUCUCCUCGGCGCCUGGCGGCGGCGCGCCCGCCAGUCGAAGACCGUACUCCAUCGCCUCCGUGGCUGCCGCUGGGGAGACGUGGCCUCAUCCGCUGGGCGCCGGAAGCGAGCCGCGGACGGCGCCAGACGGAGACUCGAAUGGCGACCUUAGCGGAGGAUCCGAUGAGGGCGGUGACCAGGGCCGCAGAGGCCCCCUGGCGACUGAAGAGCUGGCCUGCCUCCUCACUCUUCUCCGUACGACGCUUCUCAUCGAAGACACCGCCCUGCUGCUGCGCCACUGCGCAGGCGCAGCCGAGGGCCCCCCGAGCGCCCGCGGCUUCUUCGCCGCUCCGCCGACGCCGCUGCCCGCGUCUGGCGCCUGCGGCGGGGGCUGCGGCACUUCGCCGGCUACCAUUCCCCGAGUUUUCGAGUUUCCUUCGCACGACGUUUGCGUGGACGUCGCAGUCGCCCUGGAGGCCCUGCGCGAGCAGCGGCUGCGAGCGGAUCGGGGAGCCUCCUUCCUUUCUCUCACGGGUCUCCACAGGUCGGUUCUGACUGCAGGUUUCUCCUUCAGCCGCCGCAGCGCGAGCCUGUCUUCGCGGACGCCGUCCUUGCUUCGGCGCUUGCUGCAGGCCAGCCCCAGCCCAUUGGCUUCUCCUGCUUUCCUUCCGCCGUCUAACGACAGAGUGCGCCCUUCCUUCCGUGCGUUCGCACCGCCGUCUGGCGAGGCCUCCGCGGUCAGAGAGCCCCCCUCUCAGGCCGGGAGACUGUUGUCAGGUCGCCCUUUAUCUCAGACAUCUGCGUCUUCAGCUUUCUCGGUGGCCUGCGCCCCCUCUUCCGCUUCGCUCUCUGGGGCCUCUUCGCACCCGCCGGCGUCGGAUGUCGCAUGCGCCACAUCGCUGUCGCUGUCGUCGUGCGUCCCGCCCUCGUCUUCUCCCUUUCCUUCCCCAGCUGCGGCCGCUGGUUCAAUUUCGAGUUAUUCGUCGGAUCCGUUGUCAUCCUCUCAUCCGCACGCGGCCGCGUUGGCGUUACCCCGCGCGGCUCCGUUUUCCUCACUCGUGCCGUCUCCUGGAGAGCGUUCAGACGCGGGCUCCUCUCCGCUGUCCACGUUUCUCGGGUCUCUGGGCUUGACGCAGAGCUCGGUGCACAGCUGGAACAGCGUGAAUUUGUUUCUGAAGACCCCGGCGUGGCGCCUGCUCUACGACCGCAUUGGCAGCCGCCUCAUGACACACCUCCUCCGCUUCGCCUGUCUCUUCGUCGAGAGCCGUCUUUUUACGCUCGCGGCCGCCUCACGGCCGUCCGCCCGCCUGCGCGCUUCAUCCGGCGGCGAGCCGCCGCUUCUUUUGGCUUCCGCUGCUCUGCUGCGUCGCGACGAGUUGGGACGAGCUGAAGGGGCGACUCCCGCGACGAAGCCGCUGGUCUGCGGCGACGCGGCCGAGGGCCUCGCGAGAGCCGACACCGAGGGCGACAAUGGAGAGGCGAAGCGACGGCGCACAGCGAGCGCUGACGCCUCCCUGCGGCCGCGCCCGCGCAUCCCGAGCGAACAGGGGAGAGCGCCCGGUGGCGUUGAGCACGGCACGCGUUCCGCCCUUACACCGAGGACGAAGAGACGUUCGCUAUCCGAGAAAGGCGAACCACGAGGCCAGGUGGAAGUGUGCGCGUCGAGGAGCGGUCACGACGAAGAAGCCGAGAGAGAGAAGGAAUCCAAGGCGCGCAAGCGGUGCCGUGGCCGAAGCCGUGGCGAGCGAAAGAGGAAGAAGCGGACGAAAGUGGAACAAAUGCACCACACCGAGGUUGCAGACGCAGCCACAGGGCACGCGCCGGGCGGCGCCGGUUCAGGUGGCGCGAAGGCGCCCUUGUGUCCUCCACUGUCCCCUUCGGCUUCACCUCCCUCGACGUCUGCCGUCCCGUCUCGCUCGUCGUCUGCGUCGCUGCCGUCUCGGCUCGUGGCGGCGGCGGUACCGGGUGCGCCGCCCGCGUCGUCUGGGAACUCCGCCUCGUCUGGCGCGCCGGCGACUCCCCUGGCCGUGCCGUCAUCUGCAUCUGCAGGGUGCCGUGGGUCGCCCGCCUCACCGACUUUUGGCCGUUUUUUGGCGACCGCGUGUUCGUCUUCCGCCGUCGCGCGGGGACGCCGCGCAGCGCCCGGGGCGUCGAGCGCGACCGGCGCAGCGCCCGGGACGUCGAGCGCGACCGGCGCCUCUCCUGCCGACAACGGGGCGGCGGCCGGCGGGGAGACGCUCGGCGGGACGAGUCGGAGACAGGGCGGGGACGCCGAACCCUGGGAUGCAUCUGGGAAUCGUGCGUCGGCGGAGUGCAGGCCUCCGCGUCCAGCCCAGACUCCCACGCACGCGCAGGCCGAGACGCCGAGAGCCGGCGCGACGGCGCGGCCCUACCGACCUGUUUCCCAGCGGGUCGCGCGCGAGGGGCGGGUAGCCGAGCACGAGAGACAGAGCCUGUCGAGGUCUCUGUACAUCCAAGUUUCGGGCGUGCCGCUGACUCAGGCUCGCCUUCAGGAGCUCCGCAGAAUCCACCGACUAGCCGUGCGAGCGGCGCAGCGGCGACGGGACCGGCUGUCAGGGCUUCAACGAGGAGACUCAAGAGGAGGCGAAGGCACCCUGGGCGGCGAGGAGCGACGCGCAGCGGAGGAGAUAUCAGAGAUCCGCGACUCGCCGCGCAAGGCUGGAGAUCCGCAGACAGGAAACAGUCGAGCGGCCAAGGGUGAAGAGCAUCACGCGAGACCGCCCAACUACGGAAAGCGUAAACAGCAUGCAGAAGGAGCCACAGCGGACGCGGAUUACGCGGGCGUAGCCGAAGCGGCGGAGAGGCAGCAGGCGCAAACGAGAGACAGCGCAGAUGGACCAGCAGCUGUAGAACAGAGUCCGGCGGCCUACGCCGUGGACGACCACGCGGAAGAUGCGGACGCACAGCCGCAGCAGAGGAAUGACGAAGGGCGACUGCGGACACAGAGCGAUAAGCUGAGAGAAGCCCCGACAGACGCCUCUGCGGCGCUGCACAGCGACGCGACUCUAGCGCCUGAGGAGAAGCCGCGGCGGCCUUUGCCUCGCGACGAGCCGCAGCGUCGUCAGCUCUCGUCGUCGCAUACUGCGGCGGGCCUUCUGGAAGAACCCGAGGACGAGCCGUGCGCUUCCAAACGCGAUCGGCGCCGUCUCCUGGCUUUGAUGCGCCGCAGCCGCAGACUGCAUCGAAGAGAGACUCGACGACGCGGCCACACUCUCCGCCGGCCCCUGCUCUCCUCGCUGCCUCCCGGUCCGCCCGCCGCUUCUCCGGCUGGUUGCUUGCGUGCCGCUGCACCGCUUGGUGCAGCUGGGGCUUCCGCUGGAUCGCCCUCUGCGCUGAACACCUCCGCGGGUCUCUCGAGGUCGCAUGGGCCGCGUGCGGGCUCUGCAACGGACGGAGGGCCCUGCAAGCUCGCGAAGUUGAAUCCGAGUCAGAUCCGGAUCGCGCGGCAGCUCAUGUGCUGCCACAGCAGCUUCAACCGCGAGGGCGGCCUGCCAAGCUACGCGCUUCUGCGUGUGCUGGCGGGCGCCCAGACUCUGGGCCGCCUCAGCCCAGCACCCACGCAGAAGGCCCCCGCAGAGCCUCAAGCGAAGUCGAGACAGGCUAAAUGCGGCGCCCGGUCCGCGCAGGGAGGCACGGCGCUUCCGCAAGCAGGUCGCAGAAGCGACACGUGCGGGAGGGGCGACGGGGGUAAAGGCAUCGAGGCCGACGCGGCACCGCAGGGCAAGCGACCGCGGAGGCGAGCAAGCAGCGGGCAGGUUGAAGGCAGAACGCCCGAGACUGCCUGUCUUCGAGGGUGCGGUAAAGGAGGCAUCGAGGCGCGAGUCCUGACCAAGUUCGUUCUCUCGUCUCCCCGCCUCUUCAGCGUAGCGGUGAGCGCGUUUGGCAGGAGCCAGGGCGCGGCAGCAGUCGCUGCAGCGCUCGGUGAGAGGGCCCAAGAGGCUCGCGCGGUCCUGGGCUCUCUGCAGAGGGGUCUCAGAAACCGACGGGCGACACAGAGAGGAAGCGUGAGAGAAGAAACUGUGCGGAAGACCGACGGCGAGCAUGCAGAGGAAGCCACGGAAGAGGGCCGAGUAACGGGGUCAGGUUUGGGCGAGCUGGUGAACCGCCAGCGACCGAAUGGAGUUGACGACCCAGACGAGAGGACGGGAAAGACGGGAGCGCCUGGCCCGUUUGACAGCGGUCCUGGCGCCAGGGGUCUAGGGGAAACAGAGAACGAAGAAGACACGCAGAUGGAGAAAAAAGUGCUGCGACAGCUCCGGCGGCGGGUGCUGAAGUCGCUCUCUCUCAAGAGCCGGCUGGCGAGGCGGCUGCUGCCUCUCUUUGGGGAGCUGCUGGAUCGGUACCAGCGGUGCGACUUUCUGCAGCUUCUCAGGCGUCAUUGCCCCGCUCGCCGCAGCGCGAUCCCGCCCACCGCCUUGCGCGUUGGCAGUUCGUCCUCGGCCGCUUCCGCGCAUCGCGUCCCGCUCUCUCUCGCGCCGCUGCCGGCGGCGUCUGCGUGCCUGCGUCCUCUGCGUUCUUCAGAGUGCGCUGCGUCAUCUACACGUGCGCCUCCGGACGCACAGGGAGCUGCGGCGGCGCCGUCGGGCGCCUUGCCAUCGGGAGCCUCACCGUUCCCUUAUGCUGCUUUGAAGGCCUCUGAGGCCUCGUUCUGCGGACGCCUCGCUGCGCUUCGCCUGGAGACCCCGCCAGCGCGUGUGGUGGCCUUCCUUCUGUCUGCGCUGCGGCGACUGGUGCCGCCUCAGCUGCUCGGCUGCGCGGCGAAUUUCCGCAUUUUCCUGACCAGGGCGAAGCAGUUUGUACUCCUCAACUCGCGCGAGACGGUCACUCUGCAUAUGCUGCUGCAUUCCAUGAAAACGCGGCCCUACGCCCAACGCAGCAAGGCGCCAACUGCGAGGAGCUCUUCUCGGCACGCACGGACUGGGCCGCCGCGGACGGCGGGGGCAUGGAGGCGCAGAGACGCUCGAGAAGGCCCGGGGGCUGCAGGAGAAGAGGGGAAUCGAGGGACGGCGGGGUCGCGCAGUGAGGCGGAAAGUCGCGACGUGAGCAAAAGAGGGCAGAAACGUGUCAGACCCCAGGGAGGAGACGACGCACAGACGAGACAGCAACGGCGUGCCGCACGCCCCAGUCGGCGACUGGAGGCAAGGGAGAAAAUUGGACCGCUGAAACAGAGAGCGGCAAAAAGGCGUCACGCGGCGGCAAUGGCACAGACACGUGCAUGCCACCCAGACGGAGACACACGAGCGAAAAAGGAGGAUGGAGACUUGCAGCAGCUCUACUUGAGUCGCAUCGUCUACUUCCUCUUCACGCAGCUCGUCCUCCCUCUCCUCAGGCAACACUUCUACGUGACCGAGGCCGAGCCCACGGGUCACCGCCUUCGCUACUUUCGAAAGAUCUCCUGGCUCUCUGUCGAGCAGCAUGCAGCAGCAAGUCUCCAUAGCGCGUGCUUCGCGCGCAAGCGCCGACGCGGCACCAAGCCCGAGGUCGGGUGUCCGCCAACGGCAGCGCAGGCAGAAGCAGGAGCAGAGGCGGCACCGAAGAGCCUGGGCAAGUCGUCGUCGGCGCGAAGCGUGCUCGCCGGAAAGCAACAAGAAAAUGAAGCAGGGACAGACGACCUGCCUGCCGCGUCGGCCUCCGUGAGGGAGUCCGUACAAGCCGCAAAAAUGCCUGGGGGCGUCUGCGCAUCGGUCCACGACUCCGCUGCGGAAGACAGUGGACAAAAUGCGAGUGGAGGCUCGGCGCCGUCGUCGUUGCUAGACGCCAGGAUUGGGCAGAAGGCGCUGCGGAGUGAGCGAGGCGAGGGUUGGCGUGCAGCUGCGUCUGACGGGGAAUCGCACGGAGGAAGAGAAGGGAGGAGAGUGUCUCUCCGCGAACCCGGGAGAGAGACGCAUGGGUUCGCUAGGCGAGGAAGCCAGGCAGGCGAGAGCGAAUCGACUCGCACAGGGAAAGAUGGAGAGACGACAACCGAUGCAGACGGUGCCAGCUGGCAAGGUGGCGAGAGACAGUCACUGCCCGUUGACGCGCAGGCUCGAGCGGAAGCGAAUGACUUAGUUGAGGCCACGGAGGCGGCUGAGGACAGCGGAGAGGACGAAAUGGACAAGGAACUCGAGGAGCUCCUGGAUCCGGCUACUCACGCCCGCGUGAACGCGCUUUCCCUUGUGCCCACGGUCAGGUUCCUCCCGAAGGCGCGCGGGUGCCGCCCCCUGGUGAACCUCUCGCAGCCUGGGUGCGGCGUGCGCCUGGCGUACCUCCUCGACGCGGCGCUGGCAAGGCAGGAGAAUCGGGCAGCCGACCUUCGCGAAGCGCGGCGGGCCUUGAGGCGUCGACAGCUGGAGGCCCUCCGCGACAGGGGUGCCUUGGCGCGCGCGUUGGAGGCGACUCGCGCGGCUGCCGCGUGCAGCGACGCAGAAGUCGGGAGCGAGCUCGCGGACGGGGAAUUAGGCGAGCAGGGCGAAGACAGCGAAGCGUCGAGACGCGACAGACAUGAGGCAGAGGAGCAAGAAAUCAAGGGUGGGAGAGAGCGCCGGAGGCGCACCCUGGACGGCGUCCUCCUGAAACUAUUCGAAGCCCCUGCGCAGGAGGCGGCGGCACGGAGCGGUCGCGCGGCGGGACGCCAGCCGGCGGCGGCGACGGAUGCAGACGAGGAAGACAUCUCGCCUUUCGGGUCGCUGUGCGCCUCCUCCUUUCGCCCUUCUUUGUUUCCUUCGCUUUCCUCUGUCUUCGCGCCGGCCUCGCCUCCCUUCGCUCUGCCGUCCUACGGGCGCUUUGUGCGCCAGCGCCUGGGGGCGUUCUCCGCCUCGCUGAACGGCAGGCGAGCGCGCCUCAGCCAGUUGCGUGCAUCGUUCAUCAGGUCGCCCGCGUGCUUCCGCGUCUCCGCUUCCUCGGCGCGCUUGGCGCUUUUUGCGUCCGCGGCCGCCUCGCAUUCUCGGCCUGCUGUAUCCACCGCUGCCUGCUUCAGGGAUUCGCGCGUGAGGGAGACGAGGCGCGGCCGCUCAGCGGCGGCGUGUCAACCGGACUCUGCGGUGGCAACCCGUAUUUGCCGCGCGGCAUGCAACGCUUCGUCUUUCUCUCCCGCCGUCUCGCGUUCGCCUGUGCCGACGCCGUCACCGCUGACGCGGCCGCUUGCGUCUCGAGUGUCCUCGUCGCGAGCUGCGUCGCGUUUGUCUGCGGCGGCGGGGCGCUCGCGCGCUGCGCCGUCGUCCUGCUUCGCUGCGGCGCAGCUCUCGCUGAACAGCCUGACGGACCCGGUCCGGAGCUCGCUGGCCGCGCUGUGUCGCUUCCACCCCGACGUCCUCGGCUGCUCAGUCCUGUCUUUCUCAGACGUGCAUCGGCGGCUGCUUGCGUGGUGGACGCUUUACCAGCGGCUGUUUCGGCGCGUCAACACUCUCGUCGCGCGGCUGGGCCCGCGCGCACGCGUGAUGCGGGUUCGAUUCUCGCAGAUGUGCUUCGUCGUCGGCGACUUGCAGGCCUGCUAUGAGGGCUUGACGCACCGCGACCUCGUCCUCGCCGUCGACCGGGCACUCCAGGGCGCCGACGUUCGCCGCAUGCACAUCCUCAAAUUCUACAAGCGAAUCGUGCCACCCAUCACCAGCGCCGGAGGAGGGCGGCAAACCGCCACACGCGGGAGGCCCCCACGCCGGUCGCUCGAGGCCCUCGUCGAGAAAGCGACGCGAGCCAAGACCGCCGACGAAGCUGAAAGGCGCGAAGGCUCCACCAGACGCACUGCGGUGACUGGCGGCAUGCUUCGGGCGUCUGGGGCAGCGCAUGUCUCUUCGAUAGGACGAGUCGACGAAGUCGCCGUCCCUGCCAGACAAGGCCGACAGCCCCUCCUGUCGACUUUGAUGCUGCCGGCGAGGACAGAGGCAAACCCGUUGGAGGGAAACGACACUGAUCUCUUUUCGAGCCCCUCGCUCACCGGUCUGAGACGCUGCCGUCCCGCUCUCCGGGCCUCCCGCAGCCGUUUGACCUGGGGCGAGACGAGUGGGGUCGCCAGAAAUGGAUAUUCAGUUCUGCCUCUUUGCGGGAGAUCCGCUGGCUACGCGUCUUGUUCAGUACCUGUUGGAUGCGCCCUCUCACGGGUUCCGUUUCCGUCCCAGGGUCGGUCGCCGUCUGGCGCGCGCCUUCCGGACGGCGGCUCGGUCUUCCGCGGACGCCUCCUGCGUGGCGCAAGUCCUGGUGGCGUGGUGCUGCUGGCGGACGCAUGCCAGCGCCUGCUGCUGAGCGCCGACGAGAUUCUUCUCUCUGUGCGCCUUCUGCUGCGCCAGCACCGCAUCCGAUUCUCUCGGCGGCGACUCGCGCCUCUCGCGCUGGCUGCGGCCCUGCGCAAGCCCGAGCAGAGAGCCGACGGGACAGGGCGCUUCGCAGCGGGACGCUGCGCCCAGGGGACUGAGCAGCGUGUAGGAACGACGGAACGCGAGGGAAAAAGUGAAGGCGGAGGCCGAGACGCAGCGCAGGGCUCGAGGUCGGUCGCGGCGGACAGAACGAGAGACGAGGCACCAGGCCGGCAGAGGAAAGCCGAGCCCACUGCGGAGGGAGAAGACGGGCCUCUUUAUGACGGCCAAGACGGUGUGUACCGUCAGACCAUUGGGAUCCCGCAAGGCUCGAAUCUUUCUGGCCUUCUGUGCGCUCUGUUCUACGCGAGUCGAGACGCGCGCCCAGAAGUCCAGGCACUCUUGAGAGGGACGAUUUCUUCGAUGUCUCUCUGUGAGGCAUCGGGCUUCAGCGAGCUCCAAAAGGGCGACAGCAUGGAGCCCGCGCAGGCCGGCUGGGCCUUUGCAGAGACGGGCGCCGGCUGCCCGCCGCAGGACCCGAAAAAGGCGACGCUCACCGACUCGGCGAACGCGGAAGACGCGGGGAUCGCCGCCGAUCGCUCCCGGGGAGUGGAACGGCGAAAGAAAGAAGGUGCGCAAAGGACGAGUACGACGAGGAGUUGCAGAGAAGUCUUCUUCAGGCAUGUUGGGCCGCUGGUGCUGGAAAUAUCUCGGCCGAGAAAAUCUGAAAAUUACGAUUCCGCCUUGGAACCCGGAGUCCCGACAGCCGUCACCUGCGUUGCACCAUGUUCUCUCCCGCCUCCAGGCUCUUCCGCCGCUCCCUCGUGCCGUCUGCGCCAGCGAGAGCGGAAAGCGCUGCAUGCGUUGGAGAGAGAGCUGAAGCGGCUGGUAUGGCCGCCGCUGCUAAUGCGCUGGGUGGAUGACUUCCUUUUCCUGUCGCCGAGUCGCGCCUGCGCUGAGGCCUUCCUCGAGCUGCUGCUCCAUAAACACGUCUGGGGUAGGAACGUGAACGAGCAAAAGCUGAAGACGAAUCUCUUCGACGUGGCGCCCGAAGCCAGCAAUCGCGAGAGAGGCUCUCCACGUGUUUCGCAUGCCCACGUCUGGACGGGCGCAGCGCCUGCACGCGAUCUACGCGGGCCUUCCGCCCCUCGUGUCACCUCGCUCGCAUCUGCCUCUCCAGCGCCUCCGCGUGCGCAGCCUUCACCGAAUGUGCCGUCGGUCUCCUCGUCUGCUUCGGCUUCGUCCUCUGUUUCGUCCACUUCAGAGGCUGCACCUGGUUCGCGUUCUGCCUCGUGGGGGGGGUCUCCCGCUGCAAACCCUCGCGUGGCCGCGCCCUCAGGGCCGCAUUCGACAGCGCCUCCCGUGCUUUAUCGUGGCUCACUCGCUGGUGACGCUCCACGAGGCGAAGGGACUGGAGCCGCUGCUACGGCAGAGCUUCCGGCACGCCUUCGUGACUGCCAGCAGGGCACGGAGAAGACAUGCGGAGGAGCCGCGUGCGGGCGAGGGAGGGCCGUGGCGGCUGCACGAGCAGCGAGCAGGGGCGACGACACCCAUCGAGAAGCGGCGACACGAGCUGUCGACGCGCAGGGCGAAUCCUCGACCCGUGGGAGUGGGGAGGCCGCGGGCAGGAAGCGAACGAGAGAGCGAGAGGUGUGCACCGGCGGUGCGGCGGCUGAAUCCGACAGCACCCGCGAAAGGAAGGACAAGAAGAUAUGCGUUUUGAACCGCUCCAAUCCCGGGACUACCACCCCGUACGGCCCGAGUCAUUUGCCGUCUCUUGAAACCUGCCCUCGUAGACUGUGCCGUGCCUCGGCGGCUUCUUCCUCGCAGUGUUCGCCAUCUGCUGCGGGGGGGGACGCUCUUUCGGCGGCGUCGGCUUCGCCUCCGUCACCGUGUUUGAUUUCCUCCACACAUGCCGCUUCACCGGCGUGCCCGUCCUCUUCGCUAGGAUGCCUCGCGGACGCCUCCCUGCACGUCUUCGCGCCUUGCUGGGCUGGCGUGCGCUUCGCCUUCGACGUGUCCAAGCGCAGCCUCUGCGUGAUGCCGCUGCUCCGACGAGACACUGCUGAGGGCUCGGGGCCCGCGCCGCUGACGGCAACGGACUCAAGAGAGAAAAGAUCGAAGGGACGGCGAGAGGCGCCAGCCGACCCAGCUCUGCAGAACUCAGUUCGCGACAGCCUGGCGCUGCACCAGCGCGGGCGCACGAGCUCCGCCGGCGCUGCGGCAAGCUCCGACGGGCCAGAGUUCAUGGUGGAGAUGCUGGAGCAGCGCCUCCUGGGGCACCUAACGAUGCGCCUAGGGACGACGCGCGUCUUCGUCGACUUGCGGCUGAACUCCCCCGAGGCAGUCUGCCGGAACGUGUACGUCGUGGUGAAGACUGUGCUGCUCAAGCUGCGUUGCGGCUUGGAGCGAAUUGCGAAGGAAUUUGCGGGCUUCCUCACGGCUCGCUACGUCGUCGCUCUUAGCAUGCGCCUGAUCGCCUCGGUCCUGACUUUCACGCGCCAGCCUAUCCCUGCGCGCUGGCGAGCCUUCGUCCCACGACUCUCUUCAUCUUCCAUCAACCGGCGUGUCUCCUCCGCCUCAUCGCCGCGCCCGUCUGAGACGCGGCCUCCGUCGUUUCUGCGGUCGACGUCCGCUUCUUCAUCUUCCCCUUGUGCACCAGGAGCGGGGGACGCGUCUUACUCACCCUCCGCGGCUCUGCCAGCAUCGGGGGAUUCCUUUCCACGCCUGCAGCCCGCUGAGGGAGGCUUGUCGGCGCGGGCCUUCCAGCAGCGUCUGCGAUUCGUAUGCUUCAACGCUGCAGCUUCCGUCUUCCGCGGUUUCAGGGGCAAAAGCAACUCGCUCUCAAGGACAGCGAAAGGCGAACGUGGUUCUCGCAGCAAAUGCACGUCGACGCGGCGCAGCCCGACCUCGGUGGAUAUCCCAGAGAGGAGCGCCGUCGCUGCGGCCGGCUGCCAGACGCUUGGUGCACACGCACACGUCGCCUCUUCUUCCGCAUGUGCCGAGCCCGUCGACGAACGGCGGCAAACUUCCGAGGAGCGGGCACGAGGGGCUUCGUCUGGCUCUCGGCAAGACGGAAAAUCCGCAGGUUCACGCGCGGAGGACAAGCACGUUUUCGCAGGCCUUUCCGCGCCGGGCAGCAUCACCGUGGAAGGAGGGAAACGUUCCGAGACCACCGCAGAUGGUGCUGACGCCCUGUACGUCACUUGGACUGCGGAUGGCGACGCCUUGAAUCUUCCUGCGGCUGCACAACACCACGUGUGGGCUUCUGCAGGCACAGACAGGAUUCAGAUGUCCACGCCGGACUGGAGAGACGUCGAAGAUGACAAAGAAAAUUCUCCGCCGUGGCCUCUGCAGACGCCAAGCCCCCAGAGCUGCGCAGCAGAGAGCCCGACCCACGACGGCACACCGCGAACGCUCGUUGGCAGCCACGGCGGGGCGGCGGCGAAUCAGAAGGAAGCCGUAGACGAGGCGCGGCCCCAGCGGGCGUGUGCCACCACCAACCCAGGAGCGGUUCUGCGCGGAGGUGAAGUCCCUGAGAAGACCCUCGCGGACGGCAGCACGUUGUUAGAGGUGGCGGGUCCCUGGGAGGGCGCCGAAGGAGCGGCAGCGAAAGACGUGGCGCCGAAACGCGGUGAAGAGCACCAGCCCAGUGCAGGGCCAGAUGGAGCUCAGCCGGCUGCGCGAGACCGCGGCGCGGGGAAACUUGGAGGCUACGACUCACCAAGGCGAGCAGCGCCUACUUUGGCGGACUCGGGCGCCGCAUGUACCACGGGGUCAGACCGGCACCGCGCCAGCAGUUGGAGGCGUGGGCGCGACUUUGCUGGACCCCCGCGAGUUGUGAUGGCUUCAGCUGCCGCGGCUGGAGCCGGCAACGCGGCCGAGGAGGCGACGAGGCCAGAGGGAAGCGAGCAGGCAGGGGGGCGCGCUGCCGCAGGCGGCACCACCAGUCCGACGUCGAGGCGCUGCCGUGGGCAGAGAAGACUCACACGGGGCCAGAAAGCCGCAGAGCGGAAGAAACGCGCGUUCACACUUUGCUUCGCCAUCUUCGCUGCCAGAGCGAAGCACGCACAAGUCGCCCUGGAGCUGCGGCGUCGCAGCCGGGCGCGCGGCAAGCCUCUGGCUCCGGCGCCUGCGCAGGAGUCGCAGGCAACGCAGGCUCACGCCAGAGCUCGGAACAAAGACCAGGACGGUACCGAGCGCAACGCACAAGCGGUCGCAUGGCCUGUGGCGGAAGGUGGCGAAGCCGCUGGGUCUGUGCAGCCGUGCGCUCACGACAGCAAUCUGCUCCGAGAAGCACGUGGCGCCUCAGAAACAGUUGAUGGCGCGGGGUCGCGAGGCAGGCACGCCGAGAGAGCAGGACCACGUAACUCGGUAACCCAAGAGGCCCAAUGUCCGCCGCAUUCUGGGCUGCUGACUCCGGCAAAACGAGAAACACCGUGCGGCUGUGGAAACGAUGGCAGGAGCAAACGACGGCGGGUGAUGGGGGAUGAAACCCAGCCGUGCAGAGCUAGGAAGGCGUCAAGCAAUCUGCCGACAGGACGCUGCGCUGAGACGAAAACACGGGUCUUGGAGGAAGCCGUGCAGGCAUAUCUCUGCGCCAGACAAGUGGAGCUGCACGAAGGCGAGAAAGGCCGAGGUUGGCCGCCUCUGAUGCGCUCGGGCGCGAAGCAGAGAAUGGCGAGGAAACGCAAGCGGCGGGGAUGA
This is a messenger RNA of Besnoitia besnoiti, 13593 nucleotides long. RefSeq lists its product as uncharacterized. Gene Ontology annotation, biological process: telomere maintenance via telomerase. Gene Ontology annotation, molecular function: telomerase RNA binding; telomeric repeat DNA binding. Gene Ontology annotation, cellular component: telomerase catalytic core complex. NCBI's taxonomy places the organism in Eukaryota, Apicomplexa, Conoidasida, Eucoccidiorida, Sarcocystidae. The coding region runs from base 1 to 13593 and encodes 4530 amino acids. The transcript is spliced from 9 exons. The record is from RefSeq and is a predicted model, not a curated record.